Aphanomyces astaci is the source of this 960-nucleotide messenger RNA. RefSeq lists its product as hypothetical. The record is from RefSeq and is a predicted model, not a curated record. NCBI's taxonomy places the organism in Eukaryota, Oomycota, Saprolegniomycetes, Saprolegniales, Verrucalvaceae. The coding region runs from base 1 to 960 and encodes 319 amino acids. Gene Ontology annotation, molecular function: RNA-DNA hybrid ribonuclease activity; nucleic acid binding. The transcript has 3 exons.
AUGGACGAAGGUUGUGGCGGAUCCGGAGCGGUCGCAAUGGCCCCUGCUGAGCCGCUACUUUGUGAGUAUGCGGCGCACUACUUCCCGGAACCGACCACGAACAACAUCGCCGAAUACUAUGGGUUGAUUCACGGCCUCCAGCUUGCUGCGGACAGGGGUUUCACGCACCUCACCAUUUUUGGCGACAGUCAGCUCGUUCUACGCCAGAUGCAAGGAGUCUACCACCUUAGGCACCCCGGCCUGCGCGAACUCUACCGCUCAGCACGUACCGUCACGCGCGUGUGGAAGCAAGGACGCCUCUCGGAGAGGUGCAACGGUGGGGUCGCUGUCGUUGCGUCGAAAAUCAAGGAUGCGGUGAAGGCCGUACCCCAUUUCAACCGACAAACUAUCCGCACGUUGGCAUCACAAAGCAAGAUACCAAAGACAACUCUUUUCCGACACAUCAAGGAAGUCGGAACACUCAAGGGUCGAUCAAGCUACGACAAGCCCAUUCUCACAGACGACAACAAGAUCACGCGAACGGGGUUUGCGAAAAGCUUUCUUCGACCUUCGUCAAAAGGAGGCCAUGUUUUCACCAGUAUGCAAGACAUUGUGCAUAUUAUGGAAAAAUGGUUCUUCUUGACGAAAAUCAAAAGAAAGUUUUACGUGUACGAAGAUGAAGAAAUGGCGUUGCAAGCGGCCAAGUCAAAGAACUUAAUCACGAAAGUAAUGUUUUUGGCCGCUAUCUGCCGUCCUCGCUACGACUACUCCAAAAGGAAGAUUUUCGAUGGCAAGAUUGGCGUAUGGCCUUAUGUCGAGGUCGUGGCUGCUCAGCGAACAAGCAAGAACCGUCCCAGGGGAUCCUCAAAAUUCCCCAAAGCGUCAAUGGGGAACAACUAUGGCUUCAUAAACAUCCCCAAAGCGUCAAUGGGGAUGUAUAUGAAGCCAGAGUUGUUGGCAAUGUCGUGCCUGCUAUUUUAG